This is a messenger RNA of Ixodes scapularis (black-legged tick), 3861 nucleotides long. It is a transcript of the gene Rab27, whose product is annotated as ras-related protein Rab-27A. Gene Ontology annotation, cellular component: melanosome; secretory granule. Bases 219 to 941 code for a protein of 240 amino acids. Gene Ontology annotation, biological process: melanosome transport; positive regulation of exocytosis. The record is from RefSeq and is a predicted model, not a curated record. The transcript is spliced from 5 exons. Gene Ontology annotation, molecular function: GTP binding; GTPase activity. NCBI's taxonomy places the organism in Eukaryota, Metazoa, Arthropoda, Arachnida, Ixodida, Ixodidae.
GCUGCUGCCGCCCUGCCCCUGCGCCGGCUGAGCCUGGCUGAGCGAAGUGCACGCAGGCUUCACUGCCGCGUCGAGUAGCGUCGAGAGCAUUAUAACCGGCCGUCUUGUCGGCGGGUGUUCGGCGGUGCUGAGGAUACCGUUAUACGCGAUCACUACUCCCAGCGUCUUCUCUCGACUUCCACGGGAGCUCUGCAAUUCAAAGAACCCUAGAUGUGGAGAUGAGCCAUGGGCAGGGGAGCAGUGGCGGGGGCGGAGCUCCGGGUGCAGAUUACGACUACCUCAUCAAGUUCCUGGCGCUGGGCGACUCCGGGGUGGGCAAAACGAGCUUCCUCUACCAGUACACCAACGCCACUUUCAACAGGCAGUUCAUCUCCACCGUCGGCAUAGACUUCAGGGAGAAGAGGAUCACGUACCGGUCCCCGGAGGGCGGCGGCCGCAGCCAACGCAUCUACCUGCAGCUGUGGGACACGGCGGGACAAGAGAAGUUCCGCAGCCUCACCACGGCCUUCUUCCGCGACGCCAUGGGCUUCCUCGUCCUCUUCGACCUGACCAGCGAACAGUCCUUCCUCAGCAUCCGGUCGUGGCUGGAGCAGCUCCGCACGCACGCGUACUGCGAGAACCCGGACGUGGUGCUGUGCGGCAACAAGGCGGACCUGGAGGAGAGCCGCGCCGUGAGUGAGGCCCGCGCCAGGGCCGAGGCCGAGAAGCACGGUUUCCCGUACUUCGAGACGAGCGCGGCCACGGGACACAACGUGGGCCGCGCCGUCGACGCCCUGCUCAACCUGGUCAUGCGGCGCAUCCAACACACCGUGGACCGCGGGGGAGCGCCGCCGCAUGCCCUGACGGCGACGCGACGCUCGCCGCUUGAGGACGGGGACCCGCUGCGCAGGGCGCCCGGGGAGGACGCCCUUCCACCGCCCAAUAACGGAUGCAGUUGUUAGUGUUAGGCUCACAGGGACGAUGCCAGCACCCCACAGCCACGUCGGAGGAAGACCCCCUUCGCCCGAGACGUCCGAGACAGCGGCGACGUGUUCGCCUCCGCACUUGAGAACGUCUCGACCUCGUGUGCUCUCGCUCGGACUGGUUGGGCGUUUGAGGGCUCGCUGUCCCGACCUGGCAACCCAAGAAUGCUGCUCAGUCCGGCUAUUCUGAUCCGGACAAGGAAAGAUUCAGUAAUAGAAAGUUUUCUAACAUCGUUCUUGAAUUCCGUUAACGAUACUCGAUACUCAGCCGGCGUCUUUACACACGCAUCGUGUUGUUUAAUGUGUUGUUGUUGCUUUCUCGGGUAUCGUUAUCGGAGUGCAAGAACGAUCCACUCAAACUCUCUCGUAAAGUUAACCAAGGCUCGCAGGGAUACGCUCUUGGAUUGCUUGGCCGGGCGUCACGCCCACAGUCGAACAGCCUCGCUUCGACUUGUUUAGACCCUGUUCCCCUUUCAGGCUAGCGUUACGCUGUGCGGGAUACGGUGCGUCAGCUUGGCGUUGUGUCCUCGUGGAAGCGUUCCUAAAGCCCGGGUUUCUAUAAAUGUCCCCGAAAAUUCCUAAAAGAAAAAAAAAACUAAAAGAAAGAGCAGCAUGCUACUCAUCCGUUACAAGCAGUUUCUCUUCUUCUAAAUGACGAGCGCUUCGAUCGUCAGUGGUAGUGCUCGUUUGUUCGCGUUCCUGUUGCUUUGCUUCUGCACAAAAUCUAGUCAGAAAUGAUUCGACCUGCGCGUUUGUUUGUUUUAUUGAGCGUCGAUAGGGGCUGAUUUCAUUGUGACGAUUUUUGCACAUUUAUAGUCACGGCCAUAUUAAGAAAGGCAGGAUGUGUCUUGUUGUGUUUACGCUCUUGCUUCGACAUUCUUAUCGGAAGAUGGCGCAGUCUUCUUGGCUACCGAAAGGUAAUAAAAGAGUCGGGGCUCGCCCUGGCGUUUCUUAAGCUUUCAGCGACCACAGGGACUGUUAAAGUUCUAGUUUUAAUAGUUAAUCCCUCAUCCAGCCGCGCGCAUAAAUAGCCUCCGAGAAAACAAUCCCCGACCUCCGUGCCUCGUUCCGACAGUUUGAUACCUGCAACUGCAGCCGUUAGUGCGGCUAAAAAGCUCCCGUCAAAAAUAGACCGAUUCACCCGGAGCAUCUGGAAGGAAGUUCUCGGUCCACGACGAGAAAGUGCAGCCAAAGUCUUCUACUUCCGACACUAAAUACUGUCGCUUCUCCGUGACUCCUCAUUGCAACUCGCCUUACGAAGUCUGCAGCGCUACCGCUCAAGAAUGUAGCUUUUGGCCGGACCGGUGAGCCAAGAUGUUUGUGACACGAUUGUGGUGGACUUGUCCAGCGUCAUCUCAGCCGUCGCUUUUCUUUUGCCGUUGAGCUUUUUGUGGGAUCCCUCUAACCGCCGCUGUUCCUACCGUGUGGUUGUGGCUUCAUAAAGUGAUCGGCAGUUUGUUACGAGGCUCGCAUCGCUAGAAAGCAGGUGAUUCAGUCUGAAAAACCAAGAUGAGGUAAACCGGAUUGCGGAGAAAAGUUCUGUAACUAUCCGGCUUCGUGGAUCUUGACUGUCAAAGGUUGUCGCCAGGGAGCGUCGCUGUGUUACGUGAAGUCGCGAACUCCCUCGUGUUGUGCAUGGGCGCUUGUCUAUGUGGACGGACUGCACUGGCGCUCGACUUAUUCUGCAGGGGCACGCUUUUGGAGCUAAGCUUUGCAGCGCGUGAGUGGAUCUUCGUGCAGCACUUCUUUUCAAAAAAUUGUGUGUGUACUUUUCGGGCAAGUGCAAUUGUGCGAUUUUCAGGUGCAGUCAUUACCUUCAGCGUGGUAAGCUUGCUGUGGGCCUGUCUGCGCAAAGUAUUCUGCGUGUGUAAGUCCCCCUGAAGUCACUGAGACGCCUCGUGCAAACGCGCGUCUUUUUGUCCUACUGCCGAAUUUUACCUUGUGAUUCUGAAUCGCUGACGGCUCGGCGUUUCUUAGCUAGACUAGAUGUUGAAAAGUGUAUCGUUUUUGAAUGACGUGAUCAUGUAUACGCGCAUUUAGCUUGCACUGAACUCUCUGCUGAAUCGGACCACCCUUCUGACGAGCGCGAUUGUUGAGGUCUUUCAGUUCGUUCGUUUAUACCUGCAGUUGACAAUGAUUGUUGAUGAAGCAGUGCUCUAAACUCCCAUCGCUGUUUUCGUACUGAUACUAUCGACGUCUGUUGCUGGUUCUUAACAACAACACAACUUGGUGUAGCUCUUUUGCGGUCACGAAGCGAAAGCAUAGGUCAUGCAUGUUAUCCCGUGGGAUAACACGGUGUCAAUAUUUCAUUCUAGAACUGUCAAGUGUUACCCAACUGUUAGCCCAGGUUUGGAAAUCCACGUCCCCUGUCUUCCCGUGCGACCCGGUUAUCACGAACGUGAUUCAUUGGCCAUUUCGAUCUACAGUUAAAUCUAGAAAACAGAUUGACUUUUAGAAGUUAAAUAGGAGCAACAGGCGAUCGAGAGUUUGGGCCAACUUCUACGUACUAUGUGCACUCGUUUCGUUUUCUGCCAACCCUUCUUUAUAUACUUUUUUUGACUCCAGUUUUAAGCUGGAUCGUUUUACGCAGGGUAUUCCGGGGCAGCUCGUCGGUGAUUUUGGACAUUCCCGGUUGUAACUCGAACCGGUGACAGGUUAAUUAGAUUCCGAUCAGUGGUCGCCAAUUUCUGUCCGAAAGUUUGGACUGCCUCGGGUGGUUUCCCCAAAUCAGCCGUGUUCCCAUGGCCGCGAUUCUCGUUGUAACUUUAUGGAUUCUACGCUGUAUACUCGUCAGUGCACAAUCGCCGGAACCUCUUGUAAGUAAAUAUUACUUAUGAUGAUGUUCUCUAAGGAUGUACACUUUGUUCAGAAAUAUACUUCCGUUAUGAGAUGUCUGCAC